Sclerotinia borealis F-4128 is the source of this 1743-nucleotide messenger RNA. The record is from the annotation of a GenBank genome assembly. Lineage: Eukaryota; Fungi; Ascomycota; Leotiomycetes; Helotiales; Sclerotiniaceae.
AUGCCUCAAAUAAUGAAUCGUCUUCGCCAUAUCGCUCGCUCCAUCAAAGGUGCCUGCCAUAUCAACAGAAAGAAUCGCCGCUCAGCCAGAGCCCCAACGAUUACCAAACAGUUUGAUCAAAGUGUCCAAGAAGAUCAAGCAUCGCACGAUCCGAUUGAACAGCAGUCUUCGGCAGGCCCAAACGAUGCUAGCGCAGACCAUAUUCCGAUUACUCUUCGGGCCUAUUCCAUGUCACCACAGGUAACUAUGCCUGUUCAAUCUGCUUCAGUGGAGCCACGAGUAGCUACUCAAAAUUCAACUCUACAUCAUCCACGAGGCUCCAUCACUGCUCAAUCUUCCUCCUUGUCACCGAGAGUGGUUGCACCGCAGACGUCUUCAUAUCGCUUGUUGCGAGGCUCGGAUACUGCUCGAUCCACCCCCUUGGGACCGAGAAUUGUCAGUAAUCCUGAGCCACCCGCAUCGCGAUCGAGAAUUCCAGUUCCUGUUCGGUCCUCUUCCUUGCAACCAAGAGUUACUACUCCUGUUGUUUCCGACCCACAACGACGAGCACCAAUCUACUCAGAGGAACAUGCGUAUAUAUCAAGUAUUCCGGUUGCUAAUAGACCUGCUUCAUCGCAAUCAAGAGUUGUAAGUGCUCCGCCACCAUAUUCUUCUCACCCACAAGUUGCAAGCUCUGCUCGAUCUACUUCGCUUCAAUCACGAGUACCUAUCCCUUCGCAGCAACUAUCUUUGCAACGAACCACCCCCAAUGCUGCUCGACCUGAGUCGCUGCAACCAUUAGUGCCUUUUCAAACCAGACAGUCGACACUGCCGUUAUCACGAACUCCCACUGCUGAUAGAUUGACCUCAGUGCAGCCAGACUCUGCUAAUAUCGCUGAGAAUCUUUCAUUACGAGUUGCUAUUUUGCAUCGGCCUUCCUCAUCGCGUCAACCUCUCCAAGAAGUCCCAACAAGCACUGCAGGAGGCAGAUCGUCAACUAGACGCCCAAAUUUAAAGAAUGAUGGUGCUAGUACAGAUCGAGUAGCCGGCGCCAUGUCAUCAACUAAUCGUCGACACAUACACAGCAAUGCUGUCGACAGAUCAUCAACUAAUCGCCGAAGUACACAGAGCAAUGGUACUGGUUCUACUACUCUUUUCAGAAGACGACCAAACCAUGCCGACAGCACUGGCAGCAUGCAUGUCGAAUCGGGUUCUCCAGUUAGAGAAUAUGUCACAGAUCCCACGGCUGGACCUAGACAAUCUGGCUCCCCUCCCUCUUAUUCUGACGUAAUUAGUCACUCAAACCAAUCGAUUACUCCUUAUCCACGACGAGAGCUUCAAUCUGCUCGAGGUCGCGGACUACCUCGGUCGCCGGGCAUGUUUUUUGAUCCUUUUUCUCUAAUUGAGGAUGAGAUCAACGAUCCUAUCCAUCCAAACAACGUCAGCAUUGAACGGUAUGUUCGAAACUUUAGGAUUCCAGACUCAUAUCCAGAGCGCGCACCAGCCCCCAGGUCUAGCCCAGUUGCUGGUCAUCAUGAAGAUCGCGAUUCCGGUCUUCAUCGUCGAUCACGUGGUGAGAUUCGUGCAGCAAGAAAAGCCAGAGAAGCUGGAGAGGCUAGAGAAGCCUUCAUCAUUAUGAUACUUGAUCAAGUUAGGGAUACUGAUGACUCCGAAAUUGAUGAGUGCUUUUGCCUAGAACCAUACGCUGGUCAUUUACAUGAAGCUGUUCACAUGCCACUUUUACCUGUCCAUUGUGCAGAGUAA